AUGAGCCGCCGCACGAGCCCCGGGGACGCGGCGUACACGUCGCCGUGGCUCCACGCCCACUACGACAAGCUCGCGAGCAUCAAGACGUCGUCGGCCGGCGUCGCGCUGCUGGAUCUGGACGGGUCCGGCGAGCACGCCCUGCUCUGCGCGGACUACGACGACAAGCUGCGCGUCUUCAAGGGCACGCGCCAGGCGAGCGAGCACCCGCUCGUCGACGUGCCCGUCGCCGUCUGCGGCUUCUACAUGGACGAGAAGAAGCCGCGCGUGCCCGCGGUGGGCGUCGCUUCCGGCCCCCACGUCUUCGUCUACAAGAAUCUGCGGCCCUUCUUCAAGUUCACGGCGCCGCCCGUGGAGCUCGACGCGAAUGAGCACAGCAUCUGGCGGCAGGCCGUCGACGGCGAGGCGGACCCGGCGACGGUGCGCGCGAUGCUCAAGGCGGCCCACGACGACGGCGCCAAGCUCAGCGCGCGGUCGCUGGCCAUGCUGCCCAUGGAGGACGAGGACCAGCUCGCGGCCCACGUCGAGCGCGUCGUCCGCUUCCCGCUGCGCCAGGACACGGUGAUCACGUGCAUGGGCACGAUGCCCAAGAUGGUCGAGGAGCCCGACGCCAUGAGUUCGCUGGUCAUCGGCACGGAGUCGAAGCUCUUGAUCAUCCUCGACCCCUCGGCGACGACCAAGCUCUGCGAGGUCCAGCUGCCGGCCGUGCCGACGACGAUGCGCGUCUCGGGCUGCUUCGACGUCGACUGGCGCAUCAUCGUCGCCUGCCGCGACGCGCGCUUGUACACGGUGUCCAUCGGCGAGCACCGGGGCACGGCCGUGAUCCGGCGCCCCCACAUCGAGCUCGAGACCCAGGUCUGCGGGUUGGUGCGGGUGGAAAAGGCCAUCUACGUCGCGACGGCGGACAGCCAGCUCCACUCCUACCUCCAGAAGGGCCGCAAGACGUUCAGCCUGCGCAUGCCGGCGCCCGUGACGAACCUGGAGCUGCUGACGAUCCGCAAGACGCGGGUCGUCAACGUCGUCCUGGCCGCGCUCGCGACGGGCGAGAUCCGGGGCUACCGCGACAAGGAGCUCGUGGACGUCAUCCGCGUGGGCGAGGUCGUGUCGGCGCUCUGCUGCGGCUCCUACGGCCGCGAGGACAACACGCUCGUGGUCGUCACUAGGAGCGGCGGCCUGCUCGUGAAGAUGCUGCCCCGAUCCGCGGCGUUCGACACGGCCGACCGCGCGGGCGGCCCGCCGCCGGAGCAGGACGUGCCCCUGGCCAUCCCGAAGAAGACGCGCAUGUACCUCGAGCAGACGGACCGCGAGCGGGAGCUCGCGCCGCGCAUGCACCGCCAGUUCCAGAAGGACAUCGUGAAGCUCCAAUUGACCGCGGCCAAGGCCUACGCGGGCCUGCUCAAGAAGGGCGAGCUCGCCGGGGGCGCCGGCGGGUCGCCGGGGGCCAACGGCGACGAGGGCACGGUGGAGCUCAACGCGACGGUGCGCGGCCUGGGGCCCUACUUCCACCUCGUGCUCGAGCUCCGGGCCGUCGGCGCGAGCGCGCUGCUGCAGGUGCCCGUCUGCGUGACCUUCGACGAGAGCACGUACCGCAUGCCCCGGGCGUUGUGCCGCGUGCCCGCGCUCUGCCCCGGCGUCACGAUCCGCGUCAUCUUCGAGAUCGAGUGCAUCGACGAGAACGCGGCGGCCCAGGACGUCACCAUCGUCGUCAUGCCCCCCGUGAAGCCGUCGGAGGAGGUCGCCGAGUCCACGACGGACGUCGCGCCCCUCGUCGCGAGCAAGCUCACCAUGCCCCAGUCCGAGCUCCUCGAGACCUAG
Messenger RNA from Aureococcus anophagefferens, 1812 nucleotides. RefSeq lists its product as hypothetical. Gene Ontology annotation, biological process: non-motile cilium assembly; protein localization to cilium. The coding region runs from base 1 to 1812 and encodes 603 amino acids. Gene Ontology annotation, molecular function: patched binding; smoothened binding. The transcript has a single exon. Lineage: Eukaryota; Pelagophyceae; Pelagomonadales; Pelagomonadaceae. Gene Ontology annotation, cellular component: BBSome; axoneme; centrosome. The record is from RefSeq and is a predicted model, not a curated record.